Molecule: messenger RNA, 723 nt
Organism: Saprolegnia parasitica CBS 223.65
Lineage: Eukaryota; Oomycota; Saprolegniomycetes; Saprolegniales; Saprolegniaceae
Exons: 3
Coding region: 1-723 (240 amino acids)
Source: RefSeq, a predicted model, not a curated record
AUGGAAGCCAUCGUCAUCUCGGACUCGGAGGAAGAUGCUCCAGAGAUGAAGCGACCGCGCCGGAAGAUGACCAAGUCCCAUCUCGUCGUCGCGAUGGACGCGCAGCAAGCACGUCCCGACGACAUGAGCUGCGCCAUGGACCUCCUAAGCCGCGUCCGGGAAGCAUGUGCCCGGGACAUCACCGCAUGGAGCGAAGUCGCCAAUGGUCCCGUGGUCCUGGGGCUCAGCAUCGUCUCGUCGACGUACUUUCCCGUGCAGCAGUGCUUGUACGCUGCCUUGGUGCGCAUCAUGAGCACCCUUCGGCGCGAACGACGGACCAAGGACCUCGAGAAGAUCUACCGAGGGGUCCCGCCCGUUCUGCGCUUGGCCAUUCCGGGCGGUAACGAGGUCGACCUCAUCAACCCGAUUCGCAUGCGCCAGCAGCUGAACCAAGUCAACGGCGUCACUAAACGCAUUGCGUCAUUUCGAGUCCUACAGUGCUGGACGCGGUUGCACAGCCGGGAUACGGAGCAGCUGCAGCACGAAGGCUGGAUCGACUUGGGCACGACCGUGCUCUCCUUCUGCAGAGACGACGAAGCGCUCAGCGUCACGACCAUCCCCUACGCUAACGUUCGCAGCCUCAAAUUUGACGCCGAGUCGGCCAUGGCCAAGGUGCACGUCGAGGCGUACGACGAAAGCGGGCAAUGGAUGCGGGUACUCCUCGAUCAUAAGGUGCGACACUAG